AUGAAGGUUCAGGUUCAAGAGGAUUUGUUGAUGCAGCUUGCACAACAUCGAGUUCAGGUUCAGGCGAGCCGGGUGAUCGCGCUCUACUACCUGCGCGGCAUGCAGUCGAGCGUGAAGUUCAGCUUCCAACGCGCGCUGUCGUACAACCUCGGCAGUGCCUGCCUGGGGUCGCUGUUCGUGCCCACCAUCGAGGCGCUCCGCAUCCUGGCGCGCGGGCUCAACCUCCUGGAGGGCGAGGAUGAGUUCAUGUUCUCCUGCGCGCACUGACGAGCGGAGCUGCGUGUAAUAAUGUUCCAGAUCGCGGCGUACGGGCGUGGGUUCGUGCAGGCGUCGCGGAGCACGUGGGGGCAGUUCGAGGCGCUUCCCGGGAUGGCGGCGCUGGUGGACUCGGACAUCACCAGCUCGGUGUGCUUCCUGACGGGGGUGACGAGCGGCGCGCUGUGCGUGGCGCUGGCGGGGUCGUGGGCGUUCGCGACGCACCGGCACUACACGGCCACCGUGUCGCUGCUGGCCUUCUACGUCGGGUACCUGAUGACCCGCAUCGGCAUGGCGCUGCCGCAGGCGUGCGUCGGCUGCUACUACGUCUGCUACGCCGAGAACCCCACGUCGCGGCUCUUCGACGGCACCAUACCCGACCAGCUGAACAAGAUGCAGGAAGACCGCGACCCGCUCGUGCCCACGCCGCGGUUCCCGCACCAGCACGGCCCGGAGAUCUGGACGCACCGCGGCCGCCGCCGCCGCUGGCGCCCAGCCCCACGGCGCCCACGCGAAGACGAGUGA
Molecule: messenger RNA, 780 nt
Organism: Sorghum bicolor (sorghum)
Lineage: Eukaryota; Viridiplantae; Streptophyta; Magnoliopsida; Poales; Poaceae
Product: protein PNS1
Biological process (GO): transmembrane transport
Cellular component (GO): membrane
Molecular function (GO): transmembrane transporter activity
Source: RefSeq, a predicted model, not a curated record